UAUCUCGGCUCUUAAUUAUAAGACACGAUGUUGCGAGUCUUGAACCAUAGUCUUGGCCUAUUUCAAAGUAUUACUGAUGCCAGUCAAGUCUUCUCCCUGUCGCACAACUCCAAUAUUGAGAGUCUCAUUUUGAAAACAGCCUAAGAAUCAUGGAUAUUUCGCAAUUUGCUUCUCAGCCUUCAGAUCCUACGUGGGAGGAGCCUCGGUACGAGUUUCUAAACGUUAUUCACUUUCCCAGAGAUGACAAUGGAGAUUUGGAAGAUCGCCACCGCACCAUAAGCGAUCGAGCAAAGGCUUUGAACAAUAUCAGCCAGGAAUUCGUGAGACUUAUUGGGCUUAACGCACCUCCGAGCCAAGUUGAGUGCUUUAUAAAAAAAUGUGAAGUUACUUCGUUGAAUAGCUCACCCGCUGUGCAACCAAACGUAUUUGCAUGGCUCAAUGACACGGAUGCCCUGCGGUGGGCGUCCGAAAACAACAACGAAGAAACAGUUCGCUUACUUCUAAAGCGAGGGUUUUCUGUACGCCCUUGGGCUGUCCUAUUUGCUGCGGCAAAGCUAAAAGAAACGAAGAACACCACAAUCAUAGAGCUGCUGCUUAACUCUGGAUGGGAUAUCAAUAAGCCACUGGGGGAGACUAGGCCGCCCUUACUCUGCAUGGUAUUAGAGGUUCCCGAACUUGUGCAUUGGUGCCUAGAGAGAGGAGCUGAUGCCAGCUUAUCAAGCCCUUUAGGAUUAACAAUUAUCGAGGUUGCAGCCAGCUGCGCCUCCCUUGACACGUUGAAGCUCUUACUCGAGAGGGUAGGCAGCUCUCGGCAAGGAGAUGCAGUGGCACGGGCAUCCUUAGCCCAUACUAACGACAGCCAGCCCGAUCGCGUGGAAGUGGUUCGGUUUCUCUUGGAUCAGGGUUAUCCCAUUGACGAAUGCUACCAAACCCGCGACCCGGAUCCAGAUCACAAUUGUGCGGAGAUGUUCUUCGGAACACAGAACGCGCUGCACUUUGCCAUCUGGAGUGGAAAAGAGGACAUGGUGCGGCUUCUCUUAGAAAGAGGCACUGACAAGACCAGACCCACGAGAUCUGUUAUGAAAACAGAUUGGAAGACACUUUCACCGGUGGAACUUGCGAGGAAAUUCGGACACUUGAACCUUGUCCCGCUGUUAGAAGAUGAAUGAAUGUACUAUGUAUGGCCAUAUCUUCCCAUGGCUGACGGGGACUAUGUACCCCCGAGAGA
Xylaria bambusicola is the source of this 1228-nucleotide messenger RNA. RefSeq names its product ankyrin repeat-containing domain protein. Gene Ontology annotation, molecular function: protein binding. Lineage: Eukaryota; Fungi; Ascomycota; Sordariomycetes; Xylariales; Xylariaceae. The transcript has 2 exons. The coding region runs from base 150 to 1169 and encodes 339 amino acids. The record is from RefSeq and is a predicted model, not a curated record.